GAAGUUCCACACCGGUUCCCCAUUCCUCAUUUGAAAACCUCUUUUCUGUACCCCUCUCGUUCUCUUAUUCUCUCCCCCGUCUCUCUCAUCCCCUAACUCUUUCACAGACAGUCUCACAGGGGCAGGGUUGUAACAGAACACUUCUCUCUUUUGUCUCCUUUCUUUCCCUUAUCCUUUCAUCUUUUUAAACUUUCUGGGGAAAUGGGUUUUGGUGGGAUGCAAAUUUCUGCUAGGUGAAAGGAGGGGAGAACGAGAGAUGGAGAACGAGAACGAGAGAAGGCAAUAUACAUCUCCUGCUUUAAAAAAAAGGGUUAGAUGAUGUAAAAAAUUAAAUAAAGAUAUCGAAUUGCCCCCUUAUUCAAAAUCCAAAAUCCAAUCUGUGCAGAUCACCAUAAACUGACAUGAAUUGAAUUAAAUUCCACUUUCCCCUACUUUUAGUUACAGUUAUUAAAAACUAAAAGGUCAUAAGGUGUAGACGAACUUGCUUGGGGUGAUUAGUUUUGACUUAAACUCAAUUUAAUGACAAUAAAUCAGUUCCUACCACAGUCCAUCCACUAGAUUUAAGCCAUUUUCCACUCUCUUAUGGUUUCCAUUAUGAGAACUCUCAACACCCACUGUCAGCAGAUGGUCCUCGUCCUUUUUUCCCUCCACCAUAAUGUAUUCUUUCACUCUGUCCAUUCCUCUUCUUCUAAACCAGCCCUCUUUCACUCCCACUGGCUGUUGUCCCCUCAACGCCUUUCAUGAAGAUUCCUUACCUUACUUCAGCACUCAAACCUUCUCUGCGCGGGAACUUAUGCGUUCACUUUACGAACUUUUUUAAACGAGUAUUUCAGAUUAAACGUUGCACAUUUAUAGCUCAGAGCUUGCGAUUUGUGUUCUGACUGCUGGAAAAGUAGAGCUGACGCUCACGCACGUAGUGUCAGAGGUGUAUCAUUGCUUUGGUUGUUCACCGUUUGCAUGCCAAUCCUUUAGAAAGUCGCGCGUAAAGAAAGACCUGAGAUUAAAAGGCGCGUUUUAAACAGAUAACCGUGGAAGUACAACUCGACGUGGACCUUUCUGACUGGACUCCGAAGAUGAUAAGGAAGACUUCUGCAGUUUGAACGAUGUGAAUCGAGAGUUCUUCUGGAGAUUUCAUUACGUUUUUGCGUGACACUGACGGACUGAAUCAAUGUGGUUUUCUCCGAAGAUACGCGUGGCCCGAGACUCACCUAAACAGUAGUUGACACGUCUUGGGAGUGAUGCACUGGCUUCCCCUGGUUGCCAUGGUGAUCGCCUCGGCCCUGCCUUUCUCUCAAAGUCCUGUGCCCAGGCUUGUUGCCGCAAUGAUAAAGCCUGGCAGAAACCACAGUGACAGCAGCAGCAGUGUCCCGACAGCUAACAUCAGCAUGCUGACCAACUCAUCAGUGGACCAUGACUCUUCUCACAACAACCACAGCACACAUCACAUAGCUCCUCACAGAACAGACGAUGAGCAGAGCACGUUUGAGGAGGACCAUAUAUCCAAAGGUAGAGCAGACCAAGAGAUUCUUCAAACAGAAGACAUUUUUGUCAAUAACCCAGAGCAGGACCACACAGGUGGAGGAAGGACUACGGGAGCAGAUGCCUCCAGGCCGCAUAAUCCUAGGAAAUACAAAUCACCAAAAAUAGACAGCUCCAAAAGCAAUGAUAUUCUCAAAGACUAUCAGCUUGAACGUAGCCAGUUUCAUGAAGAAAGCAGUAUUGAGGCAGAGACUUUACUUAAAGAUGACGGGAAGGCAAGAAGUGAACUGAAAGACGGGCCUCUUGAAGGUCCCAAGGUCUCUCUGCAGAGCUCUCCAGUGCAGGAACAUCUGGACGAAGCUCAGACAAAUGCGAAAGAGUUGCUGCAGCAGUAUGGAGGGUUUGAUGACAUAGGCCUACGAGAAGAAGAUCAGCUGCUUUUGCUGGACGCCCAUCCGCGAGUACUCUUCUCCCCGGCCCUUUCUCCACCCAAACACCCGCCUCUGCUCUUAAUGCUGGAGUUGGGCUUAUUGGCCGAUGACGUUGAGGAUGAGGAAAGUCACAUGAUGGAUCCUGCCACGUCUGGCCACGGAGCCGACAAAGAAACAUACAGAAACUUACUCUUGGGCCUCUCGGAUUCUGACGGCCCCGUUCCAGGUGUCCGCCGCAAGCGUCAAGUCGGCCACAGCGUACAAGAACGCUCCGUAUGCGAGGCCGAAACCGGGUGGGUAACCAACAAGAAGACGGCGGUGGACUAUUGGAGCAACACCGUCACUAUUCUGCAAGAGAUCCCAACCAAGACUGGGCCGCUCAAACAGUAUUUCUACGAAACAAAGUGCCGUAAGCCAGAUCCAAACAGGAGAGGUGAAGUGCAGGCGGUGGAGGGGACCAGCUGCUUGGGGGUGGAUAAGAAACACUGGAUGAGCAAGUGCGAAACCAAGCAGUCGUACGUACGUGCGCUCACCUCGGAUCAGAACAAGAGGAUAGGAUGGAGGUGGAUCCGUAUUGACUCCUCCUGCGUUUGCGUACUGCUCACUAGAGGAACGUACUACACUGAGAAGAAGUUGGAGAGGGAAAGAGGGCGAGAGGGAAGAAGGUACAGAUAGCUCUGACUGUCUGAACAAAGGAUUGACGCAGAGUUCAUGUGAAUAAAAGAGCGUUUAAAGGACUGUAUCUGUUCUGGUCAACUGUGUGGGGGAUAUUUCUUUUCCAGAUGUUCCUGCAUCUCACUUGACAAAAUCUUAACGCUGUACCACUGUGAGGGAUGGUCAUGAAAAUCACCCUCAUGUUGCUCAAAACCGGUAUGAUUUAUUUUCUCCUGUGGGACACAAAUGGAUACAGCAGUGGAGUUUUUGGACAAUAAGGCUGAUGAUACACGGGCAACUUUUUGCCGGGCAACUUUGGGCAAGGUUGCCAUCUUCUCAUUGGGAAAAUGCUGAAGCGACAUUCAUCAAAAAAAGUUGCCCAAAAAGUUGCCCCAUGUAUCAUCAACCUAAGUCACUUUUAAACAUGUUUGCAUUUAAAUGCAUUAAAAACUAAUUAAAUCAAACCUAAUGGCAUCUGCUAACAAAUAAUGCCCAAGCUUUUCACUUUUCUGAGCCACUUUUUUAAAAGUUGUUUUUACCAAGGUGUAUGAAGUCAAGUUUAUGCAGGUUUUUGUAGCAGAAUAGUAAUCAGUUUGACCCCCAAAAAGGACUUUUUUUUGUCUUCAUUUUGAACAAGAUUUUAAGACCAGUUAACCAUAAAUUUGUACUUGUGCAACAUUUCUUUUAAAAAUAAAUGCCUCGUUUUGAUAUUUUCACAUAUAAUGCUAAAAACAUGAUGGAUUUUUAAAUGUGGCUUAAGUGUCCAAAUAUUGUAUAUUUAGUGAAUUUCAUACAACAAAAUCCAGUGACUUUCAAGUUGUUACGCUCCAGAAAAGUACUUUGAAACGAAUCCAUGGUUGUAUGGACUAAAUCAAAGUACCUUUUGAGAAAAUUCAGUUCACUCUGCAGCCAUAUUUGCAAUGCCUCCAGGUAGGUAUUUAAAAGGGAUAGUUCACCCAAAAAUAAAAAUUUUGUCAUUUAUUACUCAGCCUCGUGUUGUUCCAAACCCGUAAGACCUUCGUCCAUCUUCAGAACGCCAAGAUAUGUUUGAUGAAAUCCGGGAGCUUUCUGACCCUACAUAGA
Molecule: messenger RNA, 3647 nt
Organism: Carassius auratus (goldfish)
Lineage: Eukaryota; Metazoa; Chordata; Actinopteri; Cypriniformes; Cyprinidae
Exons: 2
Coding region: 1239-2585 (448 amino acids)
Biological process (GO): modulation of chemical synaptic transmission; positive regulation of peptidyl-serine phosphorylation; nerve growth factor signaling pathway
Cellular component (GO): axon; dendrite; synaptic vesicle
Molecular function (GO): growth factor activity; nerve growth factor receptor binding
Source: RefSeq, a predicted model, not a curated record